CAAUGUUGUAGUUAAAAUUAGGGUUAGCUUUAGGUCUCCUUCACCAAAACAACAAAUCCUCAUCUCAAAUUCAUAUUUUUCUUGUUUGUUUCUCGUCAAAAUCCUUAGCGGUUUCCUCCGUAAUUUUCUUCGAUCGUGGUUUCGACUAUGGAGAUGGAGCGCGUGACUGAGUUUCCUCUCCCGCACCUGGAUCGCCGACCGAGAAAGAGGGCGCGUUUGGGCUGGGACGUGCCUCUAGUCCCUAAGGCUCAGGUAGGAAUGUUUUGUGCACAAGAGGUUGGAAAUGUAGCAAGCUAUGCAUCUUCUGGAGCAAAUUCAGACCAUACUACUACCUCUAGUUCUGUAUUUCUUAAAGGAGUGGCUCCUCGAAAUGGUUCUCCCCCAUGGCGGGAAGAUGACAAGGAUGGCCAUUACAUGUUUGCGCUUGGAGAAAAUUUAACUUCUCGCUAUAAGAUACACAGCAAAAUGGGUGAAGGUACCUUUGGUCAGGUUUUGGAAUGCUGGGACAGAGAAAGGAAGGAGAUGGUUGCUAUCAAAAUUGUACGUGGGAUUAAGAAGUAUCGUGAGGCAGCUAUGAUAGAGAUUGAUGUUUUACAACAGCUCGGUAAACAUGAUAAAGGUGGCAACCGUUGUGUGCAAAUACGGAACUGGUUUGACUAUCGUAACCAUAUCUGUAUUGUUUUUGAGAAGCUUGGACCAAGCUUAUACGAUUUUCUUCGCAAAAACAAUUAUCGCUCAUUUCCCAUUGAUCUUGUCCGUGAGAUUGGAAGACAACUGUUGGAAUGUAUAGCAUUUAUGCAUGACUUGCACCUGAUUCAUACUGAUUUGAAGCCUGAGAAUAUUCUUCUAGUCUCUCCUGAUUAUGUCAAGGUUCCAGAUUACAAGGGUUCCACCCGAUCACCAAAGGACAGUUCCUACUUCAAAAGAGUCCCCAAGUCUAGUGCUGUGAAGGUGAUUGAUUUUGGUAGCACAACUUAUGAGCGCCAAGAUCAGAACUAUAUUGUAUCAACACGGCAUUACCGUGCACCAGAAGUUAUUCUCGGACUAGGAUGGAGUUAUCCUUGUGAUAUAUGGAGCGUCGGAUGCAUCUUGGUGGAAUUAUGCACUGGUGAGGCAUUGUUUCAAACACAUGAGAAUUUGGAGCACCUAGCAAUGAUGGAACGGGUGCUUGGGCCCUUGCCUCAGCAUAUGUUGAAGAGGAUAGAUCGACAUGCUGAAAAAUAUGUUAGAAGGGGUAGACUGGACUGGCCUGAAGGUGCGACUUCGAGGGAAAGUAUUAAAGCUGUUUUGAAGCUACCUCGUCUUCAGAAUCUAGUAAUGCAGCAUGUAGAUCAUUCAGCUGGAGAUCUCAUACAUCUUUUGCAAGGACUGCUGAGAUAUGAUCCGUCAGAUAGGUUAACAGCUCGAGAAGCAUUGAGGCAUCCCUUUUUUGCAAGGGACCAUCUGAGGAGGUGACUACCUGAUAGGCCACCAUUAAGGGCAAGCAGGUUGCUGUAAAUGAUUAACAGUUGUUGUCGAUAGGCAGUCUGAGAUGAUGAAGAAGAUGAAGGAUAAAUCUUUCUUUGUGCUGCUAUCGACCAUAGGACCUGGCGGAUGUAUAUAGGGUCUCUUCUUACUAACACCAACUCUAUUAUGUAGUUUCCAUACAACUGAAAUGCUGAGCUGGAAGCGCUAUAAAUUGUUUAUUGCAAUUUUAUCUUUGACAAUGAAUUAUUUUUUAUCCA
Ricinus communis (castor bean) is the source of this 1724-nucleotide messenger RNA. RefSeq names its product serine/threonine-protein kinase AFC2. Gene Ontology annotation, molecular function: ATP binding; protein kinase activity. The record is from RefSeq and is a predicted model, not a curated record. Gene Ontology annotation, cellular component: nucleus. Lineage: Eukaryota; Viridiplantae; Streptophyta; Magnoliopsida; Malpighiales; Euphorbiaceae. The transcript has 12 exons. The coding region runs from base 148 to 1455 and encodes 435 amino acids. Gene Ontology annotation, biological process: protein phosphorylation.